CACCCAUGGGUGUGGUCUCCCACGGUUGGAAACAAGGAGUGGCCAAGUGUGGCAACAGCAUAUAAAUGAGGCUCUCUGUUUUCCUCUCUGCCUGUCUCUGAGUGGAAGAUCUGGAACCAGCAGAAAAAAUGGAUGUUAACAACCUCUGGCCAGCACAGAAAGGAGAGAACUCAGAUGGAGCAGUGUGGCCAGGUCAACCAAACCAGCCCCUCUGGCCGGGUCAACAACCACCUCAGCCCAUGUGGCCGGGUCAACAACCAAUGCAGCCCAUGUGGCCGGGUCAACAACCGAGUCAGCCUGCCUGGCCAGCACAGCCUAACCGACCCACAGCCCCAGGUUGGCCUGGUCAGAACCCCCCUUCUGCACCUCAGCAAGUCCCCUCUGUACCACUGACAGUGCCAUAUGACUUGAAGCUGCCAGAUGGAGUCUACAACAAAAUGCUGAUCACAAUCAACGGCGAGAUCAAGCCCAACAGCAAAAAGUUCGCUGUCAACUUGACUCGAGGCAAUGACAUUGCCCUACAUUUCAACACCCGCUUCGAUGAUUGCGGAAAGAAGACAAUUGUACGGAACUCCCUGGUCGGAGGAAAGUGGGGCAAGGAGGAACGAGAGCUCAGCAACUUCCCAUUUGUCCAGGGAAAGUCUUUUGAGAUGAAGAUCCUCUGCACUGACAACGAGUUCAUGGUGGCGGUAAACAAGUCUCACCUGCUGGCGUUCAAGCACAGGGUUACAGAGCUCAAUAUGAUUACCCAUCUGGGGAUCUACGAUGACAUCACCCUCAGCUCUGUGACCGUGGAGACACUGCCCUGAACAGCCUCAUCUUCACUGGCCCUCUGCUCCUCAGAUCAGGGACCGUAUUCAUUCAGCGUCACCGAAGUUACUCCUCAGAUUUUCACUCAAUAAAAAUGUACUAUCGCAAAGCAGGUAGUGGGAGUUAUCUAUGAAGCUUCCUACGUUUACGCUCACCUGGGAAUAACAUCGUUUCCUAUGAUCUCAGGUGAUUUUUACGACAUGAGAAGUGCUACAAACGAACGGUAGCGAUGACAUUUUUCACAGUCCCGUAUGUUGAGAAAAUGGACAAUAAAUGAAAUCGUUGAAAGCAGUUUUGUGGUCAUAGCGCUGCAAUUUGUCAACAUGAUGAAAAAUCUCAUGAAUGUUAAUAAAUGCCACACGUAAUUAUUUGAAAUAGUUUUGUUAAUAAUCACGAUAAUACAGUGUGUCAAAAUUAUAUUGUUUUCUUUUUCAUUACGGGUAAUAAAGCCUAAAUUUCCCCGGAGAAUACUGGGCUAGAAAUUGCAUGUACAUCAACCCUGUUCCGCAACUUGCAGAUAUCGUGCCUGAAUUGCGCAAAAUUUUAUUUAUGUGGUUUGUUUCUGGGCUGUUGCCGGAUUUAUUCGUGGAAGACGUAUUAUCACCUUUUCCAACUACGGAAUUUCCAUAUUACCUUAUGAAUCCUAUGAAAUAAUUGAUAUGUGAAAUAUUGGUUGAGUCAUUUAUGUAGUUCAUACACUAUAUUUGUGUAAAUAGUGAUGCAACAGAAACGUAUGACGCGUAGCAAGCUGUUGUACUUCAGCUUUGCAUCUGCAAACGGGCAUGGGAACGGAGGCAUUAACAAUGGUUUUUUUUGCCCAUCCCUUAUCACCAAGUAGGUGACAUCCUGGCGGGACGCCGAAGUAACGCAAGUAAGUAUGCAUUGCUUUUAUUAAAGAGGUAUGUGCCGACUUUUUUCUCACAGGAGGAGUGACAAUGUCUCUAACAAGGUCGCUGACGUAGGCCUACGGAACAGAAUACCCUCCUAAUCUCACCAAUAUAUUUUUGACUGCUCCGCGUCGUCAAAUGAAUGCAAAACGUAGCUAAUUUUCUCUUCCGAAAUAAAAAUGCAUGCUGGCUGUCUCAAUGCAGUCACGCAAGUCCCAAAGGUUUUGGACAGUCCACGAGGACUUCUAAACUCUGGUGUUUAGGUCUAAUCAAUUCCACUCUGUCAAGCACUUGGGACGUAUUUCCUACCUUGGGAAGUUUGAUGAAUACGGACCCCUCUCGAUUCAUGUCAGGGUAGCGAAUGUCCCUGACCAAACCCGUGUUAUUUUUAAAAUGGAUAAGGGUUAGUACAAUAUACAUGCGGAGGGCAGGAAAUGUCUUUUGUGUAGCCUACUUGAUUUCAGUAUGUAGACCUAAUACCGAGUGUCUUCUAAGCUUUCAUUAGCAUUAAACAGUCAUUGCUAAAAUUAUCGCGUAAUAAACUAAAUGAGUUGCAAGGCCUGACCUCAUAAUUUUACUUUGUUUUGUUUAUCUAUAUCUGAAUGGAUUAACAGUGAACACAGAGAAUGAGGGGAUCCAUGUCAGUUUAUAGAAAGAUCAGUACACCUGCAGAGCUCCUGUGAAACUCUUGUGAAAACUACAACCUCUCUGUGUUUGGAACCUCUCGGAAUAGUACUCAUGAACCAAGAAAAUAUUAAGUGACAAGAGCUGAAGAGUGUGUGUGUGCUUGACAAGGAGGAAAAUAGUGUUGAAUAUCAUUCCAAAGUAUGCUGACUGCAUUACUGUUAGUGACACACAUAGGAUACAAUUUUUACAUAUUACCCAUUUAUACAGCUGGAAAUAAAUAUAA
This is a messenger RNA of Megalops cyprinoides (Indo-Pacific tarpon), 2607 nucleotides long. It is a transcript of the gene lgals3b, whose product is annotated as lectin, galactoside binding soluble 3b. The record is from RefSeq and is a predicted model, not a curated record. The transcript is spliced from 6 exons. Gene Ontology annotation, biological process: negative regulation of extrinsic apoptotic signaling pathway; positive chemotaxis; neutrophil chemotaxis. Gene Ontology annotation, cellular component: nucleus; immunological synapse. Bases 129 to 809 code for a protein of 226 amino acids. Gene Ontology annotation, molecular function: carbohydrate binding; laminin binding; IgE binding. Lineage: Eukaryota; Metazoa; Chordata; Actinopteri; Elopiformes; Megalopidae.